Molecule: messenger RNA, 6955 nt
Organism: Columba livia (rock pigeon)
Lineage: Eukaryota; Metazoa; Chordata; Aves; Columbiformes; Columbidae
Product: CBP80/20-dependent translation initiation factor-like
Exons: 16
Coding region: 756-2672 (638 amino acids)
Biological process (GO): regulation of translational initiation
Cellular component (GO): cytosol
Molecular function (GO): protein binding; RNA binding; translation activator activity
Source: RefSeq, a predicted model, not a curated record
UUGACCGCGUCACUCUCCGGCAGCGUCACUCUCCGGCCGCCCCGGCGCGUCCCUCCGCCGGAGCCCGGGUGUCUCCUCACGGGCGGGCAGCGCCCCGGGUGUUCUUCCCUCCCUGUCCCCGGUGUCCCCUCCCUGCCUCACCCGGAGCCCAUGAGCCUCCCCGAGGGGCUGUGACAGCGCCCGGCACCGCCGCACGGACCAAAUCCUGCCAUGCCUGUCGGCCAGGAGUGUUCCGUGUGAGUAUUUCAUAAUACGCAGCAAUUUAUCGAGGGCGUCUCCUUUUGUGGCCACCAACACCAGCUCAGCUUUGUCUUCUUCUCCAGCAUGGUUGCGUCCACCACCCUGUUGGGUGGUGGUGGAUGUCACCUGCAUCUCUCAGGCAGCAGGACGGAAGGAGUUGUAGGUGGGAUGACAUGUCCGUGUCCCUGGAAUGGGGAGUGGAGCCCCACUGUUGGUCCCACGCAACCACCAAGCUUGCAGUGAAAAGCCAGCCAGUGGCUUUUGUCCAGGUUCUCCUGUCUGUACCAAUAUUUUGCAGUUCCAAAGGGUUUUCCAGCCUUGAGCUUGACCACUCCAUGGACUCGCUGGGAUGGAUAAUCAGCAAGACAGGGAUUUACAGCACGUUAACAGGAUUUAACAGCUACUUCACCAUAAAUAAAGCCCAGGAGGGAUAAAAAAAAAAAGCCAAAACCCAACCCAACAACAAAACAUUGGAUGUUGGGGCCCCCUCUGUUCUCAGUGUCUCUCCUGAAGGGAUGGAGAACUCGUCGGUGGUGUCAGCCUCCUCGGAGACGGGGAGCAGCCGUUCUCAGGAAAUUGAGGAGCUGGAGCGUUUCAUCGACAGCUACGUCCUGGAGUACCAGGUCCAGGGGCUGCUGAUGGAUAAAACCGAGGGGGACAGAGAGAGCGAGAAGACACAGUCCCACAUCUUGCAGUGGACGGCAGAUUGUGAUGAGCAACUUGAUGGCAGCUGUUCCCCGUCUCGAGGGAAGGGCUCAUCGUCUCAUGAACACAAUAAGGAAGAGCGGGAUCACAGCAGCAGUGGGAGCGCAGGAUCCUGGCCGGGCUCAGGCUCCAGACGUGGGUCUGGAUCCAGGUCCAGCAGCUGCGGGAGAAGCAGACAGUUCAGGCAAUUGACCAAGAACGGCAACAAGGAGACGUCCCUUGACAUGCUGGGCACAGACAUCUGGGCUGCCAACACCUUUGACUCUUUCAGUGGCAUGACGUGGGACUCGCAGCCUGAAAAACUCGAUUUCACCCAGUUUCACAGGAAGCUGCGGAACACCUCCAAACACCCAUUGCCUCACAUAGACAGAGAAGGGCUUGGAAAAGGGAAAUACGAGGACGGCAACAGCAUCAAUUUGAACGACAUAGAGAAAGUCCUUCCAGUGUGGCAGGGUUACCAUCCGUUGCCUCAUGAAGCUGAAAUUGCACACACCAAAAAACUCUUCAGAAGGAGGAGAAAUGACCGGAGGAGACAGCAGAGACUUCCCAGUGGGAACAAGCCUCAACAACACGUGGAUCAUCAACAAGGUGGCACCAAACACAACAGGGACCACCAGAAACUCUACCAAGGAGGCCAGGCCCCUCACUCCUCGGGCAGGAUGGGCCACCACGGCUACAGCCAGAACCGGAAAUGGCACCACAACCAGAAGUACUCACCCAAUGACAAAGAAACACACAGAAAUGCCAAAGAAAAUGAGAAUUUGAAAAUUGAGGACACCUCCAUCUGCACGGUGCACAUUCCUGUGGAGACGCACCGAGGCCUGGAGGCUGUGGAGAAGCAGUCUCAGCAGUUCAUCCAGGAGUUGGAGACCAAGCAGAAAGACAGUGUUCACGAGCGCAUUGAGGAAAGACCCAAAAUCAACUUGCUUCAGUCUUCCAAAGACAGACUGCGGAGGAGGCUAAAAGAAAAGACACCUUGUCUUUCCCUUUUCACGGACCAGGACGAAGUUACGGUAGAAACCACCAGUCCCGAAAAGAACAAAAUGGACAAAUUAAUUGAAAUCCUCAACAGCAUGAGGAACAACAGCAGCGACGUUGACUCCAAGCUCACCACCUUCAUGGAGGAAGCCCAGAACUCUACCAACUCUGAGGAGAUGCUGGGGGAGAUAGUCAAGACCAUCUACCAGAAAGCGGUGACGGACCGCAGCUUUGCAUUCACGGCAGCCAAACUCUGUGACAAAAUGGCCCUUUUCAUGGUGGAAGGAACCAAAUUUCGGAGUCUGCUCCUCAACAUGUUGCAGAAAGAUUUCACCAUGCGGGAGGAGUUGCAUCAGCUGGACGUGGAACGUUGGCUGGGGUUCAUCACCUUCCUCUGCGAAGUCUUCGGCACCAUGAGAAGCAGCACCGGAGAACCUUUCAGAGUACUCGUCUGUCCCAUUUAUACCUGCCUCAGGGAGUUGUUGCAAUCUCAGGAUGUGAAGGAAGAUGCUGUGCUCUGCUGCUCCAUGGAGCUGCAGAGCACUGGCCGGCUGCUGGAGGAGCAGCUGCCCGAGAUGAUGACGGAGCUGCUGGCGAUAGCCCGUGACAAGAUGCUAUGUCCCUCCGAAUCCAUGCUGACACGCUCCCUGCUGCUGGAGGUCAUUGAGCUGCACGCCAACAACUGGAACCCCCUGACACCCACCAUCACGCAGUACUACAACAAAACCAUCCAAAAACUGACGGCUUGAGAGGCAGGGCAAGGUGGGGUGGGAAGGGCCAAGAAGAAGACAUGCACUUUGACAGGGAUCCAGCAAGAGCUUUUCCCAUUUCAAUCCCCCCAGCAAGACCAAACCCCAGCAUGCUUGAGAAUCCGUUCAUGGGGUGGGAAGGAAGAAGCAUGUUUCUUUUUUUCAGCCACAUCGUCAAGUGCCACCCCUCUUCUUCCUUGCCGUGGUUUUUGUUCUAGGGGGUGUUUCUUUUUUUUUCUGAACUCAUUGCUCAAGCAGCAGCGACACAUCCUGCUGGGUUAUUGUUAAAAAGAUGGAGAAUUUGAGGGAGAAAAAAAAAAAAAGAAUCCAAGUAGGGGCUGGUAUUGUUUUCACGCCGUCCUUCUGCCUUGCUCCGGCCAACUGGCAGGAGACAGCAGGCAGCAGAUGUCUCGGGAGGACAAAGCCAGACACAUACGACACCAGAUGCUCAUAACUGAUGGCUUUUGUUGAGCAGGGGCUCGCAUUAGGUUUUAUCCUCCCCCUCAGCCUUUCCUUUUGUCUUUGACUUUCUGUGUGUCCCUCCCCUCCUCACCAGCCCUUCAGCAGCAGACAGGAGAGUGGGGACGACUUCCUGAUUUGCACUGGGUUUUCUUUCUUCUCGGGCGUUUGUAUUUUCUUCUUGUUUUGUUGUUCUUGUUGAACGGACAAUUGCGAGCAGCUCGGAGAUGGGGAAGGCAACACCUUCCCGCGAGCUGAUAACAGUUUACGUGAAGAUGCUGAAGCAGGAGGAGUAUUUUCUAGGAGUCCAAAAGCCACUUGUAGAAGUAACGUCGCCACCAUCAUCUUGCCAGUGACCUCCUUGAUGGACUGAGAAACAUGUCCGCUGAGCUGGGAGCUCUAAAAACCAGGGGAUUCUGUAGCUCUUGCUGUUAAAGUCACUGUUAUCCCUCAGCCACUAUAGCCCAUUUCAUAAUGUUAUUUUUUUUGUUUGUUUCCAUUGAAGGAGUGCUUUAUUGUAAUUACUGUCCUGGUUGUAAUUGUACAUUUAAAUCCAGGCCUGUUAGAGUCAGCCCUAAUGAUGUACAGGGCGAGGGAGAAAUGAAGGUUUAAUGUUCUUUGGAGACUGGGUAAGAGAAGACAAGGUGUGAAUAGCAAAAAAAAGGAGGAAAAAAAUAAGAAAAGCCAAAAAUAGAGGCUUUUGAGCCUGGGUCCAACCUAGGUGAAUUUGCUCACCGGUGUUUCUGGGUGUGUGGUGUACAGGAGUGGAUCUGCCCCAUGGUUAGUUUAAGUGUCACUGUGUCCCGGAGGGAUGGGCGAUGUGUUCAGAGGGGGAGAGUUUGCCCAGGGAUCCCCAGGUUGCUCCGUGCUGGAGCACCCUGAGGCAGAGGGCAGCUGCGGGGGAUGACAGUGAGAUGCCACCUGAGCGAGGAGAUACCCAGAGGAUGAGGACGCCGGUACGGAGGGACACACCACACCAUUGCAUCACUCCCUGGAUCGUGAACAAGACUUGGUGAUCUCCUUAUUUGCUUGUCUAGCAAUGCUUUGACUUAUUAAAUCACAUCAGGUGCUUAUUUUGGUGAAGCCUCAUGGGGAUUUGAGCCACCCCAUCCCACCUGUGAAGUGGAAGAGGAGCCAAGGAAAGCACGAUGCUGGCAGCCCAUCCUGUUUUCUUCCCAAUAUUCAAUUUAUUUUCCUUUCCUGGUGUAAGAAGAUAACUCACACUGUGGUUCCAGCACACCCAGACCCUGGACCAGGCAGGCUGGGUCUGAACUCAGCAGUUCAGACCCAUUUUUUCCAAGCAAAACAUUGAAUGGUAGAUUGUAGAGAAGCAAGAGAAGCAAGAUUUCACCCGGACCUCUUUGGAUGUGCAGUAUGUUCUCGGGUGCCUUAUGAAUGCGUUGGUCUGUCUGCAAUGGGGAGGAAGCUUUUGUUGCAAAAUUUAAAAGGGCAGAAAUUUUCAGCAGAAAAUGCAUUGCAGAAGGUUUGAGUCCUGAUGGCAUAAGGUGAGAGUCCUGAUGGCACGGUUUGACAUUAUUUGAAUUUUCAUCUGUUUUCUAAUCUGCAUGUGGAGCAAAAGGCGAGAGCUGGAAACAGGAGCUUGAAAUUUCCUUUCUACCCAGCAAGCGGCAAAAUUAUUGGUGGAUGUGUUGGAAAAACAUUUCUGCUUCAUGGAUUCAAGCUCAGGAGCUUCACAUGGUGACGGUGCCUUGUGCUGGGUCAGCUUUGUUAGCAGCAAUGGGGUUUGAAAGUAUUAACAAGCAGCUGAACUUAAUUAAGGCAGCAAAGUCCAUCAGUGUUAUAAGGCUCAGGGUUGUGCCCAUUGCUCUUGGCUUUCCCUGAUUUCUCAGGGAGCAGCGGAAAAGGGGAUUUAAUACCCAUCACAAUGUGCCCAGGUACAGUGUCAGUCUUCUGGGAGAAAACCUGAAAACCAGUUUUGUCUUGAGUUUUGUUUUUUAAAAGAAAAUACCAGAAAAGUCCUAUAAGGGGGGGCAGAAACAGAUGGGUGCUAGGGCUCCCAUUGGCUGCUUCUCCUUUCCCCUUCUUCCAUAACUUGCUCUUGGGAUGUAGUGAAAGAAAAAAAGAAGAAGGAAAAACUCAAAGAAGUUGAGGAUUUUUCCUUCUAAAAAAUGUGAAUAUUUCACCCAUCAGUACAUCAGGAGGUGUUCAGAGGCCCUGUGGCAGUAUUUCUGCUUAAGCAUUUCCCUAUUCCUACCAACCAUGAGAGUUUAUUCAAUUUUCCCACUGGGGUGCAAUUCUGCACACACACACCCCCUGACUGGGCUUAGUCCAUGACUUUCCCCCCCCACCCCCAACACCUGGGAUUUCUCCUACCGAAGAACUUUUAUGUGAAACCCAUCAUUUUUUAACGUCUUGCCAUUUGUCUCUGCUGUUAAUGUAUGUUCAUCCAGCCAUUAACUGUUUCGGUAUGUCAGUCGCUCUGUUGAUAUGCAAAAAAAUCAAAAUGUUCAGCAAAAAUGGAUUUUUUUUUUUUUUCCCAAAAAAAAUUACAUGCUGCCAAUGAUAUCUUUUGGAAGCCCAUCAGUGGGAAGCCGGUGAGCACAUGCCAUCAUUAACCACAGUACCACCUUGGGAAAACAGGUACCGUGAGGUUGUUUGAUGGGGAGCAGUGCCAGGAAGUUUUUGGGAUUCAUUGAGUAUUUUCUUCUCCUUUUGUUUUUGACUUUUCUUCUAUUUUUUUUUUUUUUUUUACUUUCUUUAUAAACAGGCACCAAAGAGUGUAAUUCUACACUGUGCAUUUUUGAAGGUGUGAAGCCACUGGCUAUGUCGCCCCAAAUUAGCCAGAUUUGAUCUUUGCCAUUCCAUAAAAGUAUUUGUUUGGGGUUUUAAUAUAUUUUAAUGUAUUUUCCCCAUCAGCAAAGGGGGAAAAUUACCUCCUUGGGCCAAACUUGAGGGUGGUGUAAAGGCUGAAGCAUCUUCAGAGGAGUGAUGCUCUGUGCCAGUCCCCCUUGGAUGCAGAGCAUUUAUUUCACCCCAUUCCCAGUGAAAUUAUUUCCAAACUGAAGAUUUUUUGCUACUCACAAAGUAACUUGCUCAGUUUCCCCAUGAGGGUUUUCACCCCUGUUUGGAAAAGUCUCAUAUAUGGAGGCGAAAUUAAAAUUGGAGGGAAAAAAAAAGGAAAAGUAAGUGAUUUGCUUGGUUCCCCUCUUCCCUCAAAGGAGAUUAAUUAGUAUCUGUUCUUGGCAUAAUUGAUGGCUUUGAAGGAAAACUUGUCAGAAUAACUUAUGAUUUAUUUUCAUGCUUAUUUUUAUAAUGUCCUUCACUUGAAAGUCUCUCAAAAUCUUAAAUAGGAUUUUUUUUUUUUUAAUUUCCCCACUGGGUAUUUUAUGGCUUUACACUAAUUUCGCUCUUCUUGGUGUUAGCUAUUAGCCAGUCCCAGUGAUACUUGCAGUAUUUUUUCAGGAAAAAAUGACGCUAAGGGUUGCGAAGUCCACUGUUGAUAGCCAAGGGAGCUGCGGUGUCCUGCAGAACAUGGAGUUGAAUGCUAGCAAUUCAUUUUUUUUUAAUGUAUUUAUUUGCAUUUGAAAAAAAAAAAAAAAGAAAAGCAACAUUUUUAAUUUAAUCAUAUUUGUUAAACUAAGUGCUUUAAAAAAAUAAAAAUAUUAAAAAAAAAAAGGAAAAAGGUUUUGGGGAGAAUAAAGACUAGAUAUUCAUACUAGAGGAAACACAAAUUCAUUAUUUUCAGCGUUUCAGAGACUGUUAAAACGAGAGCUAAUAACUCUUUGUGGCAAUCUAGUCUUUGUUUAUAGAACAUCUGUAUGCUGUAAAAUGCAUCAUCUGAGUAAUAAAUGUUUAAAGCUUGA